AAAGGUUUGUGGGUGGAAGUUUGAAAAUCAAGAUGGCGGCGCCCUGCUCCAAGAUCGUGAGCCGUCCUUGGUGGCAAUUUAUUAAAAAUGUCGGUUGGACAGGGCUAAAUCAGACAGUAGUUCGACAACUUUCUCGGAAUAAUGCUUGUGGAGCAGCCGCUCAGACUAAAAGUAAAACAGAACGCAUCCCCUCGCAAUGGAAACUACACGGAGCGGUGUGUCUGCAGAGGCUACCUGUCAUAUCACAGGAGAGAAACCCUAUCGAAGACCAGUUUGCAGAACUAAUACACCAGAUGGAGCUGGAGCGCAGCUUGGUGUCAGAACACGAACUGAGGUUACUUGAGGAUGCCGAGCGCGUGAGGCGUAAACAGGCGGAGGACUACGAUUCUGAUGAGGAAGCGGAGUACGGAGACCAGGAGACCAUCACCGCCUUGGACCAGGAAGACGCCUGGGAACAGAAGCUCAAAAAAUUCCAACUGGCUCCAAGAGUUAGCGGUUUGUGUCAAGAUGAUUUGGAAGAUGACCAUCAGUCGGUGGGGAGGUGUCUAGGCGACAGCUUGGUGCUGCUCACCGAGGAGACACUGGGCCAGGAGAAGGUGUGGCUUCUCCCCCAGGUGCCGUGGCAGGCGGGAGAGACCCUCCGACAGACCGCGGAGAGGGCCCUCAACAGCCUGCCAGAGGCGGAUUUCAAGGCUACGUUCCUUGGCAGCGCCCCCUGUGGAGUGUACCGGUACAAGCUGCCCAAGGCCGUCCGGACAGAGAGUUGCCAGGGAGCCAAGGUGUUCUUCUUUAAAGCCUUGCUGUCGGGUCAUCCACCCCCUAGUCAGAAUGGACCUUUCCGCUGGGUGAAGAAGAGCGAGUUGCCAGAUUACCUGAAGCCAGCAUACUUGGAGAAGGUCAACCGCUUCAUUCUGGACCUGUGAUUGACAGAUGGUGACAGCGCUAAGAGGAGAAGGCUGUCAUUAUGAUGGUUCCGGUGGGGUCCAAAUGGGUCUCCAUCCCCUUGACAGGGCACUGUGGGUUUCUGGUCCAGAACUGUGAGCUCUACAGCCAUUUGGAACUGCAGUCUGUUUCAUUGCAUAUUUUUGUCAUGGCAACAGUUCAGUUCUGUUCACCAUCUGUUGUGUGUUGAGAUCUUAAUUAAAGAAUUUCCCCUUUUUUUUAUUAGCAUGUACUACAUUCAGUUUUGUCAGUGCAUAUAUUAAAUAAUUUAUUAGCAUGCAGAUGAAAUGAGGAUGAAAUUGUUUCCAUGUUUACAGUGUGGUUGACAUGUCGCAAACCUUAUUCAGUCUGUUUUUGUUUUUAUAAUAACUUCAUGCUAUAAACUAGUAUAUGUUGGCUCUUUUGGCCGUUUCAUAAUGCUGUGAUCAUUAUGUGGCAUGUAUUUUGGCCUCUGAGUAGGUCGGGCACUAUGCCUGAACGAGAUCCGCAUUGAAGCUUUGGUUGACUCCAGUGAAUCUUUCGGUCUACAGAUGAACGAUGAAAUAUGAGUGGAGGGGUUUCCACCUCUUCUCCUAUGCCCACCUUUUUGAUUAAAUACAACCCUAACGGCUGUUUUUUGUUCUA
Molecule: messenger RNA, 1566 nt
Organism: Esox lucius (northern pike)
Lineage: Eukaryota; Metazoa; Chordata; Actinopteri; Esociformes; Esocidae
Gene: mrpl46
Product: mitochondrial ribosomal protein L46
Exons: 4
Coding region: 33-923 (296 amino acids)
Cellular component (GO): mitochondrial large ribosomal subunit
Molecular function (GO): structural constituent of ribosome
Source: RefSeq, a predicted model, not a curated record